Messenger RNA from Lepisosteus oculatus (spotted gar), 5567 nucleotides. NCBI's taxonomy places the organism in Eukaryota, Metazoa, Chordata, Actinopteri, Semionotiformes, Lepisosteidae. The record is from RefSeq and is a predicted model, not a curated record.
UUUAUCCGCAUCAAUUUUGACGUGACUGGAUACAUUGUGGGCGCCAACAUUGAGACCUACUUGCUGGAAAAAUCCCGUUGUAUCAGGCAGGCCAAAAUCGAGAGAGCUUUCCACAUCUUCUACUACAUGCUAGCCGGGGCUGGGGAGAAGCUGCGUGAGGAGCUGCUGCUGGAAGGCUUUGGGAACUACCGCUUCCUGGUGUCGGGCCACGUGCCCAUCCCUGGACAGCAGGACAACGAGAUGUUCGACGAGACGCUGGAGGCCAUGGCCAUCAUGGGCUUCACCCAAGAGGAGCAGACAGCCAUGCUGAAGAUAGUCUCCUCUGUCCUGCAACUGGGAAACAUUGUGUUUAAGAAGGAGAGGAACAAUGACCAGGCCUCCAUGCCAGACAACACAGCUGCCCAGAAAGUGUGUCACCUGCUGGGGAUCAAUGUGACGGACUUCACGCGAGCCAUCCUCACCCCACGCAUCAAAGUGGGCCGAGAUGUGGUGCAGAAGGCACAGACCAAAGAGCAGGCUGACUUUGCAGUGGAGGCUCUGGCCAAGGCUAUGUAUGAGCGCCUCUUCCGCUGGAUCCUGGCUCGCGUCAACAAGGCGCUGGACAAAACCAAGCGCCAGGGGGCGUCCUUCCUGGGCAUCUUGGACAUCGCGGGCUUUGAGAUCUUCGAGGUGAACUCCUUUGAGCAGCUGUGCAUCAACUACACCAACGAGAAGCUGCAGCAGCUCUUCAACCACACCAUGUUCAUCCUGGAGCAGGAGGAGUACCAGCGCGAGGGCAUCGAGUGGAACUUCAUCGACUUCGGCCUGGACCUGCAGCCCUGCAUCGAGCUCAUCGAGAGGCCGAAUAAUCCCCCUGGUAUCCUGGCCCUGCUGGAUGAAGAAUGCUGGUUCCCCAAAGCCACAGACACCUCCUUUGUGGAGAAGCUGACCAACGAGCAGGGCAAUCACACCAAGUUCCAGAAGCCCAAGCAGCUUAAAGAUAAGACGGAGUUCUCGGUGCUCCACUAUGCUGGACGGGUGGACUAUAAUGCCAGCGAGUGGCUGACUAAGAACAUGGAUCCCCUGAAUGACAACGUCACUGCCCUUCUGAACUCGUCCUCCAGCCAGUAUGUGGCUGACCUCUGGAAGGAUGUGGACCGCAUUGUGGGGCUGGACCAGAUGGCCAAGAUGUCUGACAGUUCCAUGCCCAGUGCCUCCAAAACCAAGAAGGGCAUGUUUCGCACUGUGGGGCAGCUGUACAAGGAGUCCCUCGCCAAGCUGAUGACCACCCUGCGCAACACGAGCCCCAACUUUGUGCGCUGCAUCAUCCCCAAUCACGAGAAAAGGGCGGGCAAGCUGGACGCGCACCUGGUUCUGGAGCAGCUGCGCUGUAACGGUGUGCUGGAGGGAAUACGGAUCUGUCGGCAGGGAUUCCCCAACCGCAUCGUCUUCCAGGAGUUCCGUCAGCGAUAUGAAAUCUUGGCUGCUGGUGCCAUUCCUAAAGGAUUUAUGGAUGGCAAACAAGCCUGCAUAUUAAUGAUCAAGCACCUGGAACUGGACCCUAACCUGUACCGAAUUGGCCAGAGCAAGAUCUUCUUCCGGACUGGGGUGCUCGCCCACCUGGAGGAGGAGCGGGACUUGAAGAUCACGGACAUCAUCAUCACCUUCCAGGCCCAGGCCCGUGGAUACCUGGCCAGAAAGGCAUUUGCCAAGCGGCAGCAGCAGCUGACUGCCAUGAAGGUUAUCCAGAGGAACUGUGCUGCCUACCUCAAACUGCGCAACUGGCAAUGGUGGAGGCUCUUCACCAAGGUUAAGCCCCUGCUGCAAGUGACCCGGCAGGAAGAAGAAAUGCAUCUGAAGGAAGAGGAGCUCCAGAGGUUCAAGGAGGAGUCGCAAAAGACGGUGACUGAGUUGAAGGAGAUCACCCUGAAACACUCUCAGCUGCUGGAGGAGAAGAACCAGCUGCAGGAGCAGCUGCAGGCGGAGACGGAGCUGUACGCGGAGGCGGAGGAGAUGAGGGUGCGGCUGGCCGCCAAGAAGCAGGAGCUGGAGGAGAUCCUGCACGAGAUGGAAGCCCGGCUGGAGGAGGAGGAGGACCGCAGCCAGGGCCUGCAGAUGGAGAAGAAGAAGAUGCAGCAGCAGAUCCAGGAGCUGGAGGAGCAGCUGGAAGAGGAGAGCGAAGCGAAGAGGAACCUCGAGAGGAACAUCUCCUCUCUGAAUGUGCAGCUGUCGGAGUCCAAGAAGAAGCUUGAUGAGUUUGUGGGCACCGUGGAAGCGCUGGAGGAGAGCAAGAAGCGACUGCAGCGAGAUCUGGAGGGGACCAACACACAGUUGGAGGAGAAGGCCUCGGCCUACGAGAAGCUGGAGAAGACCAAGACCAGACUGCAGCAGGAGCUGGAAGACCUGCUGGUGGACCUGGACAGCCAGAGGCAGCUGGUCUCCAACUUGGAGAAGAAGCAGAAGAAGUUUGAUCAGAUGCUUGCGGAGGAAAAGAGCAUCUCAAACAAGUACGCCGAGCAGCGGGACCUGGCGGAGGCCGAAGCACGAGAGAAGGAGACGAAGGCGCUGUCCCUGGCACGGGCUCUCGAGGAAGCGCAGGAUGCCCGCGAGGAGCUGGAGAGGAUCAACAAAGCUCUGCGGGCCGAGAUGGAAGACCUGGUCAGCUCCAAGGACGAUGUCGGCAAGAACGUCCACGAGCUGGAGAAGUCGAAGCGUGGCCUGGAGGCCCAGGUGGAAGAGAUGAAGACGCAACUGGAAGAGCUGGAGGAUGAGCUGCAGGCCGCUGAAGAUGCCAAGCUGCGGCUGGAGGUCAACAUGCAGGCUCUGAAGGCCCAGUUUGACCGAGACCUGCAGGGCCGCGAUGAGCAGGGCGAGGAGAAAAAGAGGCAGCUGGUCAAACAGGUGCGCGAGCUGGAGACCGAGCUGGAGGACGAGCGGAAGCAGAGAGCCACUGCGUCCGCCGCGAAGAAGAAGCUGGAGGGAGACAUCAAGGACCUGGAGGGCCACAUCGAGAUGGCAAACAAAGGCCGUGACGAGGCUAUCAAACAGCUGCGCAAGCUCCAGGCCCAGAUGAAGGACUUCCAGAGGGAGCUGGAGGACGCCCGCACUGCAAGGGAGGAAGUGCUGGCGACGGCCAAGGAGAGCGAGAAGAAGGCCAAGAGCCUGGAGGCCGAGCUCAUGCAGCUACAGGAGGACCUGGCAGCAGCAGAGCGAGCACGCAAGCAGGCGGAGGCCGAGAAGGAGGAGCUGGCUGAUGAGCUGGCCAGCAACACUUCUGGAAAGUCGGCACUGGCGGAUGAGAAGCGGCGUCUGGAGGCUAAAAUCUCGCAGCUGGAGGAGGAGCUGGAGGAGGAGCAGGGCAACAUGGAGAUGGUCAAUGACCGGCUGAGGAAGACUGUUCAGCAGGUGGAGCAGGUGAACAACGAGCUGCAGACUGAGCGCAGCACAUCUCAGAAGAACGAGAGCGCGCGGCAGCAGCUGGAGAGGCAAAACAAGGAGCUGAAGGCCAAGCUGCAGGAGAUGGAAGGUGCUGUGAAGUCCAAAUUCAAGGCCACCAUCACUGCCCUGGAGGCCAAGGUGCAACAGCUGGAGGAGCAGCUGGAGCAGGAGAACAGGGAAAAACAGAUCAGCGCAAAGGGCAUGCGUCAGAAGGAGAAGAAGCUGAAGGAUUUCAUGAUGCAGGUGGAAGACGAGAGGAAGCAGGCAGAACAAUACAAAGACCAGGCGGAGAAGGCCAACAUGCGCGUCAAGCAGCUGAAGCGCCAGCUGGAGGAGGCGGAGGAGGAGUCCCAGCGCAUCACGGCGGCCCGCAGGAAGCUGCAGAGAGAGCUGGAUGAAGCCACGGAGGCCAACGAGGCCAUGACCCGUGAGGUCAACUCCCUCAAGGGCAAGCUCAGGCGGGGAAACGAGCCGGCCUUCAGCGCGCCGCGGCGGGGGGCCGGCCGCCGGGGGGUGGUCGACAACGCGGAGGCUUCCGACGAGGAGGCGGACGCGCGGGAGGGAGACUUCAACGGGACCAAGGCCAACGACUAGAGCCGCCGCCGCGCCGCCCGGGCACGCUUCUCACCGCGGCAGCAAAGCAACGGACGACUUCGCCAUGGACAAGGAUUCUCCCCCCCCCCCCCCCCAAUCCCACCAGCACUGCAAGCCGAACGCGCCGCCCUGCAGCGUGCAGGGGGACCGCUGGCACCUCGAGCCAAAACCACUGUUUAUUCCGAGUGUGAGGGUUUUGUUGUGAUGUGUUCUUGUGCUUUUGCUUGUUAACACACCCCCCUACUUCCUUCUCCCCCUGGAUCCCCCACAUGGUGCCCAGAAUAAAACUUUUAAACGCAAAGGCUUUUCAUCUGUCGCUUAAAGGGGACUUAGUCUGAUUCAUGGUCUCCAUGGAGCAUCAAACCAGGUCAGAAAGGAGACCUCUUGCACAGGAGAGAUCCUAUCGCUAGAGGUGGCCCUUCCCCGGUUUUCACUUGUAGCGGAGUAGCAGUGUCUGAAGAAGGCUUGCAGGAACCUCUUCAGCCAACAUCAGAUGGAGAGGGGUGGCAAAGAUGUCUGAAACCAUAGGGCAGCACCCUGGCACGCCCAUAGUGCCUACUGUGUGCUCAGUGUUGGGCAGACGGUUAGUUAUUUCAGAUGAAUUGCCUCAUUUGUCCCAGGUUAGCAGUAACCACUUCCAGAUUGGGUGGAAACAAACCCAUAAAUGUUGAGUUCUGGUACGGGUCAUCAAAAUAAAUCAACUUGAACUGCAUGCAUGCGGUGGCUUCUUAAUGUUGCAGAAAUGAGUAAUGGCUAUUACAAAUAAACUGGAAUAGCUGGAUUUAAAAAAAAAAAAGCUAUUCAGUACUCAUUUUGUGGAAGAAUACAUCUGAGUGUACUCAGGAAGUGACCUCGUUGGUGGCUGCUAAUUACAGGCAGAUGCCAGACUGCAGUAGUGUACUGGGCCACUAGAUGGUGUUUGACUCGAGAUUAAAAGUGUGGACACGUCCUGUUCUUGGUCAUUCUCCUAAACCCAUCAUGCUCUGCAGUGGGGGGGGGGGAGGGAAAGUCCUGAAAAGCAAUGGCACAAGCCCUGAGCUUUUUAACUUGUUUUAAUUAUUUAAAAGCCCCUCCUUUAUCUGUUCAUUAUUAACUCUUAGAUCUUUUAAACUCGUGGGGCAACCUCCACAGUGGUUUGGUCCUCUUGUCCUACUGCAAUAAGACUAUCCUGCCCAUUGUUUUAAAUUUGCUGCAAUAUUAACUUACUAGUGUAUAUUUAAGUUUUUUUUGUCUCACAAUUUUAUAGAACAGGCCCUCCAUUUAGUUAUUGCCUCUACCCUGACUGUACUAAUGCCCCUCCCAGCUAAAGUCUUCUCAAUUUAAUCCUUAUGAAGUGCUUUGUCUCCCUGAAGGCCAGUCUCUUUCCACUGCCUGUGUUUCCUUGUUCAAGACUUUUCAGGGUGAAUACACAAGCCAUACACUGAUCACAGGGAAAGAUACUGUAUCUGAGUAACCAGAAUUUCACCAUUAUACUUGUUUUGACAUCUUCUGUGGCACUGGUAGCUGUGUAUUUGUGAAGCCACUUGCACAUCUAAAAAUAAAAUGUGAUCUCACAA